AUGCCAAGACGGUCAUUGCAGCCACAGGGGCCCUGCCUGACACAACAACAAGAACUUGAAACAAAGUCUGGAGCUCCAAGCAUAUCACCUACAGUUUCACUGAAAUCUGCAGCCAAGCAAAUGCAGUCAAUGGACACGCCACAGGACAUGCUCUACUCACACGCAACAAGUAGAUACAGGAAGGCCAUGCGCCUGACGUCCCCCAAGCCACAAAACAAGAUCACAAGGUGCCAGCAAGCCGUCUGUGAGCAAGCAGUUCGGCAUAUAAGUGAGUGA
Messenger RNA from Prunus armeniaca (apricot), 276 nucleotides. NCBI's taxonomy places the organism in Eukaryota, Viridiplantae, Streptophyta, Magnoliopsida, Rosales, Rosaceae. The record is from the annotation of a GenBank genome assembly.